CUCCAGAGCACGCGCGCGCCGACUCACUGGUUAACCUUCUCCGCGGGGCGAGGGGGAGGAGUGAGCGGAGGGAAAGCCCACCUAUAUAUACCGCGCCGUCCCCUGCCCCAUCACACUCCCUCGCCGACUCUCGACGAAGAAACAUCCGCUAAGAUGUGGUACAGCAUGCGUGUCGCGACCCUGGUGGUGGUUCUGCUGGCGGCGGCGUCGGCGAGCCCCUCCUACCCUCCCCCGGCUCCCAGCUAUGGCGCGCCACCCCCCGUCUAUGGCCCACCACCACCUGCCCCAUGCUACCCUGAGACCAAAUACGUCACCCAGUAUCAGACGAAGGUUCAGCAGGUGCCCGUGUACAAGACCGUUUACAAGACCAACAUCAUCCCCACCACGUUCUACGAGACCCAGUACCAGACCCAGUACCAGACCGUCUACAAGACCCAGUACGUGCCCGAGUACAUCACCACAACCUACUACCAGACCCAAGUGGAUUACCAGACCCAGUACGAGACCGUGUACAAGACCCAGUACGAGCCUCAGUACAUCACCAAGACCGAGUACCAGACGGUGUACAAGACCAACGUCGAGUACAAGCCUGUGUACCAGACCCAGACCGAUUACCAGACGGUGUACAAGACCCAAUAUCAGCCCCAGUACCACACCACCACCGAGGUGCAAUACCAGACCAAGUACGAGACCAAGUACGUGCCCCAGUACCACACAGUCACCAAGUACCAGGAGACCUACAAGACCGUCUGCCCUAAGCCUACCUACGGCGGUUAUGGGUCCAGCGGCGGCGGUUUUGGAUCCGGCGGCGGCGGUUUUGGAUCCGGCGGUGGCGGUUACGGCGGUUACGGAUACUAAGCCCCUGACCAGACGCUUCCCACUUCCCCUUCCCCUGUAUAGAAUCCCCUCGUUGGUGUACUCAAAGGCUCAGAGUCUAUUUUUAUACACAUCAACGCUUUCCAUUACCCUCUCCACCACUUGGUUCCGCAUCAUGUCUCUGUAUCACGGAAGGGCAUCACAAGGUCCCUUCCCUUCACCUCCUCCUCCUCUGCUCCUGGGCUUCUUUUUCCAGACCCUGGCAGGUGGCGGUUAAGCUUUAGUCAUCAAGCACAUAAAUUAUAUCACUGUAUAUCGUCCAUGUUGGUGGCACGCGCCUACGCACGCACACGUCCACCCCCUUUGUUUGUGGUGCUCAUCCUUGACUGUCCGAACUGAGUGUUUCGAUAAAAUAAAUGUAUACAAAUAUAA
Eriocheir sinensis (Chinese mitten crab) is the source of this 1248-nucleotide messenger RNA. Its product is annotated as adhesive plaque matrix protein-like. The record is from RefSeq and is a predicted model, not a curated record. NCBI's taxonomy places the organism in Eukaryota, Metazoa, Arthropoda, Malacostraca, Decapoda, Varunidae. Bases 154 to 858 code for a protein of 234 amino acids. The transcript is spliced from 3 exons.